UAGGAGAAGUCAGAAGUAGUAACACACAAGACGCGGAGACGUUAAGACCUAAAACUUACAAUCUGAAGUAAAUAAAAAAUAAAGUUGUGAACGUGAAAACUUAAAUUUUAGGAAUUUAAACUUAAAAAAAGUCUUGUGAUAAAAAUUAUAAAAAUAAAUUAAAAAUCAUGUUGAAGUGUUUAAUAUUUUCAAGCUUUAUGCUUUUUGUGACUGCACAGACAGAACUUCCUCCAUAUAUCAAACAAUGUCGGUCAGCAGAUCCAGCUUUAGUUGAAUGUUUGAAAGGAUCUCUUCAUCAUCUUCGACCAUGGUUGAGAUCUGGAAUUCCAGAGAUUGAGAUGCCAUCAGUUGAACCGUUUACCAUGGACGUGCUUUCAUUGGCAUUGACUGGCGGACCAAAUGGAUAUCGAAUUAAUCUCAAGGAUAUGGAAGUGUUUGGCGCCUCAAAUUUCACUGUCAAGUCAAUUACCUUGGGUGAGGGAACGAAGCCUUUCGAAGCUGUUGUCACGAUACCACGUUUGGUAAUUAAGGCCAAAUACACUAGCAGCGGUGUUCUUAUUAUUAUCCCGGCCAGCGGUGGUGGUGAAUUCAAUGCCGUUUUUGAUGGUGUGACAGCAGAUGUUAAGGGCAAAAUUUCAUCACACGAGAAGCCAAAUGGAAUAUUUUUGCAUGUUGAUGCUCUCCUUCUUGAUCUCAAUGUCAAAAGACCAAAAUUGUCGGUCGCUAAAAUUUUCAACAACAACAGAAUUUUGACUGAAGCCACAAAUCUCUUUCUGAAGGAAAAUGGACAUGAAAUUCUCAAUGCAAUGAGACCGCAAUUGCAGAAAAAGUUGAGCUCUGAAUUUACCGGCAUUGCAAAUUCACUGUUGAAAAAUGUACCACGAAAUAACUUCCUUUUGGAUUAAGUCUACUCUUAUAUUUUAAAAAAAUUGUCUCUUUUAUUUCUUAUCCAAUUUUAUUUUCUCUUUUGAAUCUUUCAUCGAGCUUUUAAGAGGCAGGGUACAUUUCAUUUUAAGAAAUAAGUUAUUAGAUUUUAAUUUUGUUCUAUUUUUAAGACACAAAUUGCAAUUGUUUAAAAAGCUUUUCGCAAUGAAAUUUUAAUCAAUAAAUUAAAAAAUAAAAUAA
Messenger RNA from Chironomus riparius, 1125 nucleotides. The record is from the annotation of a GenBank genome assembly. Lineage: Eukaryota; Metazoa; Arthropoda; Insecta; Diptera; Chironomidae.